This is a messenger RNA of Puccinia triticina, 675 nucleotides long. RefSeq lists its product as uncharacterized. The record is from RefSeq and is a predicted model, not a curated record. The transcript has 5 exons. Lineage: Eukaryota; Fungi; Basidiomycota; Pucciniomycetes; Pucciniales; Pucciniaceae. Bases 1 to 675 code for a protein of 224 amino acids.
AUGUACUCGAUGGGUCCCUUUGACAUCAUUGCUCCUAAAGCCAACACUUUAAACAAUAACUCGAACUUUGGACAAUUCAAUUAUUGUUCAUUGGUUGUUGUUGUUGACCCGGAUAGUGCAAGAGAAGUCAACCUUGAGAUUGAUCUGUCUGGCAACGGAUCCAAGGAUAAUUCUUUAGCAAAGGAUAAUGUCUACAUCCUUGCGGGCCGGUUUGUUCAGAAUCCCGUGUCUUCCGAGACUGACCCGGAGACCGGAGAAAAAUUUGAAGUCCAGGGGUACACGUUCUUCUUUGAGCAGGCAAUGACCCUUUUGAUUGGAACCACGGUCAACCGCGAACAAGUCUCAGUCAGGGGGACUAAGGACUCCGUACAAAACAAUCUUCAUGUAACGAUGAAGCAUACUGACUACCAUAGCUUAAGCAAAGGAAUGAUGGAAUUUAAUACAGUCUAUAUUAUCCCUGGCCUCAAACACUUAGUCAGCACCUUUCACCUGUUUCAAGCUGGACGCGAAGCACUCAUCGUCGGCUACUUGAAUGGGUUUGACGAAGAAAACGACACUUGGCAAGUCAUGGCAUUAUUGGUUUCAAUGUCCUCGGGGGGACAAACACGGACCAUCAAUUUGAUGUCAACCCCUGCUUCUGCAGGCUCGGAAGAGCCCCUUCAACCCAACCUGUGA